UAUGGGUCAAAACCAAAGUGGGUUUUCAGGUCCUCCAGGUUUCAACCAAGGAGGAGGAGGAGGAGGAGAUAAGAAAGGUCAAGAAAAGAAAAAAUAUGAACCACCUACUGGGCCAACUAGAAUAGGUCACAAGAAAAGAAAGUCAAGUGGUCCUGAAGCUGCUACUAGACUACCACCCAUAACGCCAAGUGCUCGUUGUCGUCUACGAAUGUUGAAACUAGAGCGAGUAAAGGAUUAUUUACUCAUUGAAGAAGAGUUUAUUACCAAACAAGAGAAAAUAAGACCAAGAGAAGAGAAACAUGAAGAAGAAAGGUCCAAAGUUGAUGAUAUAAGAGGAACACCGGUUGGAGUGGGUACUUUGGAAGAAAUAGUAGACGAUAAUCACGCCAUUGUGUCUUCAGCAGUCGGUCCAGAAUAUUACGUGAAUAUGUGUUCUUUUGUGGAUAGGGAUCAAAUUGAACCGGGUUGCACGGUACUCUUACAUAACAAAGUUUUAAGUGUUGUGGGAGUGCUGGCUGAUGAUGUGGACCCCAUGGUGUCCGUUAUGAAGGUGGAUAAGGCUCCUUUGGAAAGUUAUGCAGAUAUUGGCGGUUUGGAAAAACAAAUACAAGAAAUCAAGGAAGCUGUAGAACUUCCUUUGACUCACCCCGAACUAUAUGAGGAUAUUGGAAUAAGUCCUCCAAAAGGUGUCAUAUUAUAUGGGGAACCAGGAACUGGAAAAACCUUAUUGGCUAGAGCUGUGGCAAAUAGCACUUCAGCAACUUUUCUUCGUGUUGUAGGUUCCGAACUUAUUCAGAAAUACUUGGGAGAUGGUCCCAAAUUGGUACGAGAAUUAUUUCGAGCUGCAGAAGAAAUGGCGCCUUCCAUAGUGUUCAUUGACGAAAUUGACGCUAUUGGUACAAAGCGAUAUGAAGCAACUUCUGGUGGUGAACGUGAAAUACAGCGUACUAUGUUGGAAUUGUUGAAUCAAUUGGAUGGGUUUGACUCGAGAGGAGAUAUCAAAGUAUUGUUAGCAACCAACAGAAUUGAAACACUGGACCCAGCUCUUCUUCGUCCUGGUAGAAUUGACCGAAAGAUUGAGUUUCCAUUUCCAGAUGAGAAGACUAAACGUAAAAUAUUUCAGAUUCAUGCUGCGAAGAUGACACUUGCAGAUGACGUCAACUUGGAAGAGUUGGUAAUGACCAAGGAUAACUUGUCUGGUGCAGAUAUCAAAGCUAUUUGUACGGAAGCUGGACGACUUUAGAAAGGCUCGUGAAAAUGUUUUGU
Molecule: messenger RNA, 1266 nt
Organism: Galdieria sulphuraria
Lineage: Eukaryota; Rhodophyta; Bangiophyceae; Galdieriales; Galdieriaceae
Product: AAA-type ATPase
Exons: 3
Coding region: 2-1243 (413 amino acids)
Biological process (GO): proteasome-mediated ubiquitin-dependent protein catabolic process
Cellular component (GO): proteasome regulatory particle, base subcomplex
Molecular function (GO): proteasome-activating activity; ATP binding; ATP hydrolysis activity
Source: RefSeq, a predicted model, not a curated record